AUGGCUUCUUCAACAGGCUCCUUACCUGCUCCUUUACCCUCGCCCCUCGCCCAAAGCGCCUCCUUCGCAGACGAUCGAGAAGAAAAUACGGCGGCGGACCUCGACCCCGCACUUUCCCACCGUCUCGACUCUGUUCCUCCACUGACCACCACGCCUGCAGUGACUGAGGAUGACAAGGUAGAAGCUUUGCACCUCCUGGCCGAUUCGGUUGCCCAACAACGCCAAAUCGCCUCGACCGCCACGAUUUUCCAUCCCUCGACCCUGUCCCUAAUGAUCCUCGCUCUCGGCCUGGUCUACCAGUACUUCUACCACGGAUCUCGAUCCGACCUCGCCCUCGUGGGCACGACUAGCGCAGGCAUUGUCAUGUCCGUGCUCAUCACCGUGCGGUGGUUGACGAGCCCCUACAUUGAAGAGGCGGAACGAGUCGGGACCUGGAGAUGGCUGGACUUGGGCCGGAACGAUGCCAACACCAGCAGCAGCAUCGUCGGCUCCGAGGAUGAGAUCCUGCUGACCCGCUUCGGCGACGAAGUCAUCGGCACGAUCUUCAUUCGCGGCGUCCGUGACGACUGCGGCGGCUCUUCAUCCUCCCCAACGAACACAUCUUCCGCAAACAGCUCGCCGAAGAAGACACGAGCCAAAAACCUCCCCGUCACAGCCCUCAUCCGCGGCUGGACCGUCAAGCGACGGUAUAGACACAAGGGCAUCGGGACCGGUCUGUUGGAAGAAGCCGUCGCCCUGGCACAGAGCAAGGGCUGGCAUGGCCCGGAGUUUGCGGAGGACCAUGCCAACAGUGCGAAACUCAUGCCCAUGACGUUCCUCAGCGGGUUCGUCAAGAGGGAGAAAUUGGCCCGGCUGGCGUUGGAGAAGGUCAAGAGCGAGAAGGGCGUCACUAAUGAUGUCGGGAAGAAUGGGCGGAGAGCAAAGAGAUAG
Messenger RNA from Exophiala aquamarina CBS 119918, 930 nucleotides. RefSeq lists its product as uncharacterized. Gene Ontology annotation, molecular function: acyltransferase activity, transferring groups other than amino-acyl groups. The record is from RefSeq and is a predicted model, not a curated record. The transcript has a single exon. NCBI's taxonomy places the organism in Eukaryota, Fungi, Ascomycota, Eurotiomycetes, Chaetothyriales, Herpotrichiellaceae. The coding region runs from base 1 to 930 and encodes 309 amino acids.